AUGGUUGAAAAGAGGGAGGAGGAGAUGUAUUCCAAGGGUCUUAUUCUGGUCAGCGCCAUCAGACAGAUUAAGGGACUGGGUGACAACAAGUUUGAGGUUGUCACGGGUCUUCGAACUUUCACAUUCCGGGCUGAAAAAGAAGGGGAGCGCCAGGAGUGGAUGGAAACUCUUCAGACGGCCACGCGCCCCCCCGCCAGCGGCUCCCAGAAGCGCUCCGUCAGCCUUCCCCACCUCUCCUCCACAAACAAGCGAGGAUUGCUGGAGCUCCGUGGUUACAAAGGCAGAGUGCUGGUGUCCCUGGCGGGGAGUAAAGUCAGGCUCUGCAAAACAGAACAGGACUUUCGAGCAGGGCUUGGUAUAUGUGAAGUAGAGCUUACCGCUGCUAACAUUAAAGAAGUAGACCGCCGAGGCUUUGAAGUCAACACGCCUUUCAAAAAUUUCUGCUUUGUGGCAGACUCAGAACGGGAGAAGCAGGAGUGGGUCGAGGCGAUCAAUGAAUCAAUUGCGGAGACGCUCUACGACUAUGAAGUGGCGGAGAAGAUCUGGUUCAACCAGGCCAACAGGAGUUGUGCGGACUGUGGUGCAUCCCAGCCGGAGUGGGCAUCAGUAAAUUUGGGUGUGGUCAUCUGCAAGAAGUGUGCAGGACAGCACCGCUCCCUUGGACCAAGUUUGUCAAAAGUACGGAGCUUGAAGCUGGACAGCAGCAUUUGGAGCAAUGAACUUGUAGAGCUCUUCCUGGAAGUGGGGAACAUGAAUGCUAACAGUUUCUGGGCUGCUAACCUGGUCCUAGAGGAGGAACUCCACAGUGGGGCCUCGGCCGAGCAGCGUGCCUCUUUUGUUCGGCGGAAGUACAGAGAGAGGAAGUACUGCAAGGUCCUUGAAGACUUUAAUGACCUUGAGGAGCUCAAUCAGGCGCUGUGUGCAGCUGUGGUUUCGUCUGACGUGCUGCAGACCAUGGAGUUGGUGUUCAGUGGUGCAGAUGUUAUGUGCGCCACCGGAGAUCCAAUCUACUCCACUCCUUAUCUCUUGGCUCAGCGUGCUGGACAGAAGGUUCAGAUGGAAUUCCUGCAUCAGAACAAACUAUCUGAUUUCCCAAGACUGGGUCAGUGGUCAGAGAAGUCUUCUUUCCCUGAUGUGUCCCUCUUCAUGGAUGGCUUUCUGUAUGUCUCCUCUGGCCCUUCUAAGACAAUGCCGGAUCGACGUGGACGAGACGAAAUGGCAUGCCGCUGGUGUACAUUGGAGGGCGGCUUCCUGAGUUAUUAUGAGAAGGAGCGGAGCCCCUCUGCCAUCGGAAGAUUAGAUGUCACCGAAGUGGUCAGCUUGGCUGUCAGUAACUCAGAAACUAUGACUGGAGCGGGGGCUGUGUUUACCAUUGAGCUAUACCUGCGAACAGAGCGAGCCUUGACUGUUGGAGCCGAGACGCAGGAUACACAGCACGACUGGAUCCUGGCGCUGACAAAGUGCAUUGUUCCAUCCAAGGUUGAGGGAUUGGUGCGGAAAGACAGUGAACUAAUUGGAAGACUCCAAUACAAAGAAGGUCACGACCUCUAUCACUGGAGGAUGGGCUGGUUCAUGCUAGAGGGCUCCACACUGCACUUCAGCUCUGGAGAAGAGGAGGCAGAUGAGGAAGUCCUUCGUCUCAAACAACUGCAAGAGCUUACUGUCUCUACACAUACUGAGGGUGAGGACAGGAUCCAAGUACUUCUGCUGGUGGAAAGUGGAAGAACGCUUUACAUCCACGGCUUCAACAGGAUGGACUUUGCUCUGUGGCACUCAACAAUCACGAUGGCUGCAGGCACAGAUGGAAGGGCACUUGGUGGCCAGCAACUGACCAAAAAUGGCGUCCCUAUUAUAGUUGACAGCUGCAUUGCUUUUGUCACUCAGUACGGUUUGUGCCAGAAGGGGGUCUACCAGACUCCUGGGGACCCUGCCCGUGUGUCCCUUCUUCUGGAGGAGUUCACUCGUGAUGCACGCAAUGUGAAGCUGAGGAAGAAGGAACAUAAGCUAGAAGAUGUAACGGAUACCCUGAAGAGCUUCUUAUCCCACACAGAGGAUGCACUUCUGACCAAGGAGCUCUAUCCAUACUGGGUGUCAGCUUUGGACGAAAAGGAGGAAAAGCAGAGGGUGAAGAAAUAUUCAACUUUCAUAGAGAGUUUGCCAAAAGUCUACAGGUCGACCCUUAAUGCCUUGCUGCAGCAUCUGUACAGGAUUCAGCAGUCCUCCCACCUCAACGAAAUGCCAAGUGAAAAACUGGCCGCUGUCUUCUCCUGCUGCCUCUUCCAGACUCAAGGACAGACUUCCCAGGAAAUAAACGUGAUCCGUGACCUAAUCAGUAACUAUGUUACGCUUUUUAGUGUCAAUGAAGAGCAGGUGCAACAGAUGGAGACAGAGAAUAGCUUCAUCAUCCGCUGGAAUGAAAAAAAGGACACAGCGUUCUGUCCAGCGGGGGAUUUGAUCUUCGAGGUGUACCUUGAAAGGCGAGAGCCAGAGCAAUGCUGUUUAAUAAAGCUUUCUCCAAGUAUGUGGUCUUCAGAACUUGCAGAAGCUGCGCUGAGUAUGAGAAAUUGCACAUUUAAGGCAGAAGACAUGUGGACCACCUUUGAAGUUAUCGAAAAUGGAGAACUAGAGCGACCGCUGCACCACAAAGAAAAUAUUCUUGAACAAGUGUUGGAGUGGAGUGCCUUGGACUGCCCAAGUUCAGCUUUUCUUGUUUUAAAGAAAUUUGCAGGGGCCAAAAGAAUGGCCGGAGGAAAAGACUCAAGGCAGUUUCUAAAAAGUGACUAUCUUAAGUUCAGCGAUGGAUCCACCAAACUGCUGUCGGGUCACAAAUUUCAGGACAAGUACGUUGUGCUUCAUUCAGAGAAGCUGCUUCUUUACAGAGAUAUCAAAAACACUAAACCUGAAAAGGAGAUUCAGUUGAAGAUGGCAAAAUGUUACCUUGGCCUGAAGAAAAAGCUCAAACCUCCGACCAACUGGGGCUUCACGGUUUACACAGAUAAGCAUCAGUGGCACUUCUGUUGUGACAGGAGGGAGACGCAGAUCAGCUGGGUUGCAGACAUCAUCGCUCUGAAGCAUGGGUCUGACCUUCAGCUGAAGACCAGCGCAUCCAAAGAAACCGCAGAUCUCAAAGUGUCCAAAGGAGGUUCUGCUGUAACAGAAAGGAGCAUGGUUCCACCAUACAAGCACAGUUUCAGCUCAGAGAUGACUGAUAGGAGGGUUUCCCUUGGUGAUACUGACUGGAGGACAGCCAAAAACCCCGGUGUUCACCUAAAAACCCAAAGCAUACCCAAAUAUUUAAAACCCGGCAACCCAUCCGAGACCAGAGAGGUGUCCCAACGUAGAACCUCCAUGGACAUUUGCCUACCUCAACCACUGCCACCUCCAUCCAUCCCAAGACACAUGAAACCCAUGACAUUGCCUGUUUUACCUCAAGCCAGCAAUAAGAUGCCCAGCAAAAAACCUACGGGUGUCGGGGGAAGUAUGCCCCCUAAUCUGCUCAAUGAACUGAACCUGGUCCUCACCAAAACUGGUCGCAAGAGCCCAGAGUGACAAAAAUGAAAACAAAAACAAGUUUUUUGUUUGUUUUUUUAGUUUAAAAUUAAAUCUUACAGUGUCUGAUAGGAUAGAUGAAAGAAACAUAAGUGAAAGAAUAUACAGCAUAGAAAGAGCCAUGCUGUUAUUUAUAGAGAACUGCUUUUUAACUCUGAUAUUAAAUGAGAAGAUGAUGGACAAGGGAUGAAGAUAACAGGUGUGGGAACCAGUAGAGGUCAUGGAAGAUUUCAGCUGGACAAGGCACUGACUUUAGCACUACACAGCGGGAGUUAUACGCUGAUCUUUAAAACAGAGAAUUAUCUAGAAAAACAUGUCAGGCUACCGAUCAAAAAGUGGGAAUUGAUUCAAAUCUUACAUCAUGCUUGUAAUUUAUCAUCUGGAAUCUUGUUUUAACUGUAUAAUAAUAAUAGCAUUACAAAGUA
Molecule: messenger RNA, 3974 nt
Organism: Cyprinodon tularosa
Lineage: Eukaryota; Metazoa; Chordata; Actinopteri; Cyprinodontiformes; Cyprinodontidae
Product: arf-GAP with Rho-GAP domain, ANK repeat and PH domain-containing protein 2
Exons: 27
Coding region: 1-3549 (1182 amino acids)
Biological process (GO): signal transduction
Molecular function (GO): GTPase activator activity
Source: RefSeq, a predicted model, not a curated record